Molecule: messenger RNA, 2172 nt
Organism: Brassica rapa (field mustard)
Lineage: Eukaryota; Viridiplantae; Streptophyta; Magnoliopsida; Brassicales; Brassicaceae
Product: gibberellin 20 oxidase 4-like
Source: RefSeq, a predicted model, not a curated record
GUUCUUGUUUCUUUUUGAUAUCAAACAUCUUUUCUUAUCAUUUCAUUUUCACACAUGGAAUGGAAUCCAUCAAAACGCUCCCUCAAACAUUCGAUGAAGAUGCAACCAAAAACAACCCAUUGAUGAUCUUUGAUUCAGCUGACUUAAAUAAUAAAUCAGACAAGAUACCUCAAGAGUUUGUAUGGCCCGACCAUGAUAAACCCUCUACAAACGUUCCGAUCCUCCAAGUCCCUCUCAUCGACCUCGCUGGUUUUCUCUCUGGCAACCCAUUUUUGGUCUCGGAGGCUACAAGACUAGUGGCGGAAGCGGCAAAGCAACAUGGUUUCUUCCUAGUCAUCAACCAUGGAAUCGAUGAGAAGCUCUUGUCUGGUGCAUGCACACUAAUGGACAAAUUCUUCAAGUCACCGAGUUGUGAGAAACAUAAGGCUCAGAGAAAGUGGGGCGAAAGCUCGGGUUAUGCUAGUAGCUUUGUUGGAAGAUUCAAAAAAAAUCUCCCAUGGAAGGAAACGCUGUCGUUUGCAUUCUCCCCAGGGGAGAAGAGUGAGAACCACUCCCAAGAUGUUAAAGAGUUCAUCGUUAAGAAGAUGGGUGACGAAUACAAAGAUUUUGGGAUUGUUUAUCAAGAAUACGCGGAGGCCAUGAGCGAUCUUUCACUAAAGAUCAUGGAGCUUCUUGGAAUGAGUCUUGGCAUCAAUAGGAGCCAUUUCAAAGAGUUUUUCGAAGACAAUGAGUCGAUAUUUAGAUUGAAUUACUAUCCACAGUGCAAGCAACCUAAUGUUGUACUAGGGUCAGGACCGCACUGCGAUCCAACAUCUCUAACCAUACUUCAACAAGACCAAGUCAACGGUCUUCAAGCUUUCGUGGACAACCAAUGGCAAGCAAUACUUCCUAACCCUCAAGCACUGGUGGUAAACAUUGGCGACACUUUCAUGGCUCUAACCAACGGAAUAUACAAGAGUUGCUUGCAUCGAGCCUUAGUGAAUAGCAAAACCGAAAGAAAGACACUUGCAUUCUUCCUUUCUCCAAAAAUGGACAAAGUGGUGAGGCCACCAGCGGAAUUAGGAGGUGAAAGAGCAUAUCCAGAUUUUACAUGGUCUAUGCUUCAUGAGUUUGUAAUGAAACAUUAUAGAGCAGAUGAGAGCACGCUUGAUGAGUUCACAAAAUGGCAUACGAACAGAGAAAGUUUCUGACAAAAUAGCCGAAAAAAAAAUUAUAGUGUGCUGUCGCUAGUGCAAUGCUGAGGGGUUUUGGAGCAAAAUAUUAGUUUAUUAAAGAACUAUAAUUUAGUUAUAAUGAUAUGUUAUAUUAUAUAUUGAAAAUACAUUAAUAUCAAAUAUAAAAUGGUAAAACAAAAUAUUUAAAUUUAAUUAAAAUAUGAUAAAUGAAACUGUAUAUAAAUUUAUAUAAUAGAUGAAAAUAUGAAUAUAUAAAAUGAGUUAAAUUCUUUUGAUAAUUUAUACAUGAAAAAAUCAAUAGAAAGACAAAAACAGUUAAAUAUAUAAAGUAUGAUAAUGGAUACAUUUACAAUAAAUAAAACAAAUAGAAAAUGAAAUAAAUUAUCUUAAAGAGAUUCUUUUUGUACAUCUAACAAAAUUAUGAAGUUAAAUGCAUUUUGUUUAACUAAGUACACCAAAUAACAAAGGAAAUGAAACCCCAAAAAUUAGUGUUUUAGAAGGGGCCUGAAGUCUGUUGCCUUUUUUUCCAUGCCUAUGGCACGGCUCUGGCUGUCGCAUAUGAAGUAUUUAAGUUUCAUAAAUGGUUUUUCUUAAAUACUAUUUUUGAAGCUUUUCUUUUUUUUUUUUUUGAAUUGAAUAUUAAAUUGAAUUCAAAAGAAAAAGACCUUUUUACAUUAUGUGUCCUUUCCUAAACUUUUGUGUUAACUUCUAUCCCUUUCCUAUAUCAACUUCACAAAUUUUCCAAAAAUUAUAAAACUUCUAUCUUGUAGCAAACCAAUACUGCAUCCCUUCUCCCAUCUUGAAAUCACCUCUUCUUUGUAUAAUGGUAAGCUUGUUCCUCAUAUUUUUAUCCAGCAACUUUGCUAAGAGUAUCGAUGGAGUUGCAGCCUCUCCAUGACGUCUCCUAUUCCUCUCUCUCCAUAUCAUAUACACUGCUGCUUGAAACAUAUAUUUUAUAAGGAACAACUGCAUCUUCCCCCUUGUCAAAUCUCUCAUU